This is a messenger RNA of Chinchilla lanigera (long-tailed chinchilla), 2547 nucleotides long. RefSeq names its product thioesterase superfamily member 6 (gene Them6). Lineage: Eukaryota; Metazoa; Chordata; Mammalia; Rodentia; Chinchillidae. The transcript has 2 exons. Bases 696 to 1322 code for a protein of 208 amino acids. The record is from RefSeq and is a predicted model, not a curated record.
GUGCUAGGGGUGGGCAUGCUUGGGGUGCGCUUAGGGUCCUCAGGAUCCUGGGAGUGGGGCUGAGUGCCGGGAUGGGAGGUGUAAUGAGGUUGCAGGCUGGGACUGAGGUGUUCCCGGGGAGGGGGCGGGUCCGAUUCACCCUAGCCUGCCAGAAAUUUGCUGGGUACCCUGACCCUGCAGGAUCGGGAGGCCCAGAGCAGGGGUGUCGGGGCGCCCUGAGAACCCUUGUGUCCAUUUUUCUCGCGAAGUUUGCAGCCUGGCCGGGAAGUACCGGAACCCUUAGAUCAUUGGACCAGCGGGCAGGUCGGUCAAGUGUUAGCGAGAGACAAGCGAGAAGCUGGCGCCCGGGGCCAGACUGCAGAAGCGGCUGACGCCCUAGUCAACCCGGGCCCGCAGCGCCUGCAGUGCUGAGUGCAGCCGCCAGGUGCCGCUAUGGUGCCUAGCGAGCUCCCCCUCCCACUUCCCCUAGUCCCCUCCGCCCCCGGAAAAGCGAAAGCCCAACCCGCAGGGAACGCGGGACAGACCACCGAGGUUGCAGGGGUGGGGUCUGGGAGCAGAGGGCGGAGUUGAGGCCCGGGGAGCGCGGCCUCCGGCGUGCUUCCCCCUCUACCGGCGUAGCGAGAUGGUGCGCUCCAAACGGCGACUAGCAGCGGCGCAGUGGCAGGGGUAGCACAGAGAACUGCAGUACCGCCGUCAUGCUGGGGCUGCUGGUGGCUUUGAUGGCUCUGGCGCUCGCCUUCUUCGCGCUGUUGGACGGCUGGUACCUGCUGCGCGUACCGUGCGCCGUGCUCAGCGCGCGCCUGCUGGAGCCUCGCGUACGGGAUCUACUGGCCGAGCAGCGCCAGAGGGGCCGCGUGCUGCCCUCGGACUUGGACGUGCUGUUGCACAUGAACAACGCGCGCUACCUGCGGGAAGCGGACGUGUGCCGCAUCGCGCACCAGGCCCGCUGCGGCAUACUCGGGGCGCUUCGCGAGUUGGGGGCGCAUGCCGUGCUGGGCGCCUCUUGCGCGCGCUACCGCCGUUCGCUGCAUUUGUUCGAGCCUUUUGAGGUGCGCACCCGCCUGCUGGGGUGGGACGACCGCGCCUUCUACCUGGAGGCGCGCUUCAUCAGCCUGCGCGACGGCUUCCUGUGCGCGCUGCUGCGCUUCCGGCAGCAUGUGUUGGGCACCUCGCCAGAGCGCGUCGUACAGCACCUAUGCAAACGCAGGGUGGAGCCCCCUGAGCUGCCAGAAGAUUUGAAGCACUGGAUCACCUACAACGAGGUCAGCAGCCAGCUGCUCCGUGCUGAGAGUGGGCUCAGCAAGGACAUCAAGGCCCAGUGACUGCUGCCUCCAAUCUACCCCACCCUACCUCUCAGCUCCAGCCUCAACCUGGGCACUGAUGGCCGCCCACCCGAACUGUCAGUUGGCUGUCCUGCGGAACCAGUGUGCUCGGCCAGACUCCUAGCUGCAGUAGCCUUGUGCCAGUCCAGCCACCUUCACCUGCUUGACCGUCUCUUUGCUGGGCCCUAUGCUGGGCUGGGGAGCGGCUGGCUUGAGCACUUUGACCCAGCUGUGUUCCCUAGCGGGAGCCAGAUGAACAGAAGGGGAACAGGCAGGGACCAGGGCAGGCCCGGGGCUCUCCAGGGCUGGCUCUCGGGCCUGAACCUGACUCAGAGACAGCAGGGCUUCUGAAUGCUCAGAGCCAACUUGCCACACCACUCCCUGUGGCCUCUGGUGAGGGCAGGGAACCCUGCAGUGGAAUCAGAGACGGCAGAGGGACAGGAGCACCUGGAAGGAGGACUGACUUGUGCUCGCACCGCAGCACAGUUCUGCAAGGUUCCCUUGUACAGAGUUGGCCUCUACUACCUCUUCUGUCAGGGUAGGCAAGAGGACAGGCCCCUGGGACUUUCGGCCAGGAGGGGGUCACAUGGCACAGGGGGUCCUGAAGGGGCAGUAGGCUUCCCCGCUGGUGCCCAAGUCGGGAUAGAGCUGGUGGGGGCUUUUAUCUGCCUGUGCCUAUUAAGACUGCUGUGUGACCUCAGGCUGGACCCUACCCUCUCUGGGCCCCUCAGGCCUUUCAUUCCUAGAAGAUGUGCCUCCCCAACACCUAGUCCUGCUCUGAGGCCACCUCCUUGGAUGGGAGGGGUCUUUUUGGCCUUCUGUGUUGUACAGGCCCCUGCCCAUUGCCUGGCCAGCCUCUGCCUGCUCCAGGGGACUGCCCUGGCAGCUGAUCUCAGGACCCCUGAUGAUGUUGGGAGGGCCGCUGCUCCUGCCAGUGUCCCCCCUUACAGGUGGGGAACCCCGGCCUGGAGCAGUCCACAGCUGCUGAGAGCCAAAGGCUGAGUGGGGCCAGCCUGAGGCUCUGCCAGUGCCCCCAACUCUCCCUGCUCAGGGCCAUUGCCUCUGCCUGUGCCCCUCUUGUGCCCACGGCAGGGCCUGCCCUGUAGCCCCAGCCAGAGCUUCAGUGGUGCCGGCUCCACACCCCUACUCUGCUCUUGCUUUAGUGUCCACAUGGGGAAGUUGCAGUCUUUGUUCAAAGCACACGAUUAAAGAUUUUGAAAGUGCA